CUGACAAAUACAUUUUAUAUUUAUUUUAAACUUUAAAUUUAUUUUUGUGUAUCUAAUAUCUUUUACUGAAAGGAUUAUUUGGUGCUCUGAAUCUAAUUAAUUAUUCUUAUUAAGUUGCGUCAUGUCGUACAACCGCAAUAAAUAUGAAAAAGCUCGAAGGCGUCUUGCAGCUGUGACAUUCCUCUCCAAUAUCUCACUAGACGGGUCUUUUAAGGAUACAGAAUUAUGUAAAAUUGUCGAUAAGUCUUCAAAAGGCGACAAAUGUGAUUCGAAAGAUACUCAAAAUUAUAAUCAUAAGGAUUCGUACCGUUACAGUACUUCUUACAAAUUAAAACCGCAUACCAGCCCAGUACAACGAUUUAGUGGUGAUAAUAAUUCAAUAAGUUCAGACUCGGAACAAACGACUGUCACCCCUAUUAAAGGUGGCAUUAAUAGUUCUUACAGAGAAAGGUGCUCCUCUGGAAAUACUGAAAUAUUUAGAGACAGACACUGCUCACUAAGAGCAAGGAAGAUUGUAGCAAUCACGCAAGAUGAUAAAAGCAGUUCUGAAAGUUUGAAUUUUGGGCGUUUUCGCACAAGCAAUACAUGCAUUCCAGAAAAGUCCUAUGACAAAGAAAUAAGGAUGAUGAAAUCAACUAAAGGUGUAUCUUUUAAGGAUGAGAGGCUUGCUUUUGCACCAGCACAAGGUGUACCCUGUGUUUUAUUUAGUACUAUUCCUUAUUCAAAAACUAUAAAAGGUGCCAGGGCUGAUUUACGAAAGGAAGGUGGUCGGCGUCGUAACACAUCUGGACCCAGGCCUUUAUCUGCAAUCACUGAUAAUGGUAUUGACCCGUUUGAUCUCAUGGGACUAGAGAAAGAAGAAAAUGGUCAAGAAAUAUCUUACUCGAAACUCUUAAUACCAUCUAGAGUUUGUACCAGGGAACAGUACAAGAAGAUGUAUGGUGGAGACUAUACUGAUAAGUCUUCAUGGAAAAUCAUGAACCGACAACCACAUGUUAUCGCAAGGACUAAGUUAUUGACGAGACGCAAGGAUAAAAAAUGGUGUUUCUCUUACGAGUCAUCUCAACGGGCCACAGUAGCAUCUUCUCCACCACAUUCUUCGGUGGAGAAUAAAUCCUUUGAUUGGGAUGAAGGAACAAUACUUUCUCAAAAAUAUGUUCAAUAUACGCCGAAUGUUCUUGAUGAUCCUGAACUUAUAGCUGGCAAACACAGAACUUUACUUACAUUUACUUCAUACAUGACUUCUAUUAUUGACUAUGUCCGACCUCAAGACCUAAAAAAAGAGCUCAAUGAUAAGUUCAGGGAGAAGUUUCCACACAUAAAAUUAACACUCAGCAAACUAAGAAGCAUAAAAAAAGAGAUGCGCAAAAUAGCAAAACAUGACAAUGGUGGUAUAGAUUUGCUAUCUGUUGCUCAGGCUUACGUUUAUUUCGAAAAGUUAAUACUGGCCAAUCUUAUUAACAAAGAUAACAGAAAGCUAUGCGCCGGAGCUUGUUUACUUCUAUCAGCGAAACUCAACGAUGUUAAAGGUGAAAUGAUGAAGGCUCUUAUUGAGCGCAUAGAAACAACGUUCAGAGUGAACAAAAAGGACCUCAUCAAGUUCGAGUUCGCCGUGCUUGUGGCAUUGGAGUUCGGACUGCACGUGCCUCCGUACGAGGUGUUCCCCCACUAUCAGCGGCUGCUCCACGACUCGUGACCCUGGCGACGCCUGGCCCUCGAGCCGUGCGUACGAGUCUGCCACCGGAGGAGAACUAGUAUUGUGGACAAUUUGCGUGCAAGUGCCUGGAUGUGAUCAUUAACUCCUUAGAUUGUAGAAGGUAACUAGAUUCCUGUUCCUGUGUCGAACUUGAUAGUUCGGUUGACAUAUGUCCGUAUUCUAUAUUGCAUCUAUCCGUAAUCUGUUGAUAAGUUGCGUCGCGAAGUUGUUAAUUUGUUAAAAAAAUUACAGAUAUUUUUGGAAUCAAUCCGUAGAUUACGGAUAGAUCGAUUAUAGGAAAUGUACACUUCCGUUGAAGUUAAAUUUAAAUUCAGUGCAACUAUAUUAGCAGCAUGCACAAGGUUUUAGACGAGGGUAGGCACUAAGCAAGUAAUAUGAAAAGUUUAUAGUAGUAAUACCUAGAGCUUUUUGGGACAGGGCUCAUCCAAGGAAGUACUCCCGCCAUGCCAUGCAAGCAGCAUUAUUACAUGCUGUUUUCCGUUCUAAAGGCUGAACUCAUGUGCAUUUUCGCUAGGGAUAGCCUUACUAAUUUUGAACGCAUUCGGGGCUCUUUCAAUAGCUUACUGGUGUGACGCGGCUUUACACACACUGCAAUAAAUUAAGCUUCACUAACUACGGUUUAAGCUCUAAAAGGAGUUAUGGGCAUUUUAGUUUUAAUUAAUAUCGUUUGUUUUAAUUUUAUAUUUUUUUAUGUAUUCCUUAAGUGUUAAUAUUGUGUGUUAGAGUUGUGUGCCUAGAAUCGAAUUUGGUCCCUCGAAACGGAGAACGAAGUGUUAACUUCAGUUAUGGGGUAUAAAAUAGCAAAUAUGCAAUAUAUCUGUUAAUGGUAACUUAUUGUAAAGAUAGAGAUUCUUCUGUGCAUAUUUAUAUAAGUCAAGAUUAUAUAAAAAUGCCAUUAUAUGCCAUACUAUUUCUUUGUUUUAAAUUAGUCGUUGCUCGUUCAGAUAUUUUAUAAGUUAGUUAGUUAGUAGUCUGGAACUGGUGAACAACAGUCGAAGCUGUUAUUAAGUGGUACCAACAGCUACCGCGUUUGCCAGUUCCUCUAAACGUUCACACUCUUGUGAUUGACAGUAUUUACGUAAUCCGGCUAGUUUAGUGUUUUUGGACAAUCGACGGACCUAUUUUUAAGGUACUAUGCAUAUUGCUUCGUAAAUAUUGCAUAGUAACUGGCUCACUGUUAACAAGUUUGUGGUUAUGCCCGGAACACAGAACACGUUUUCCAUUGAUAUAUCUAACUCUCCAUCUGUCGUACAUGUUGCAAUGUGCACAUUGCCGGAAAACUGGAAUAGUAUUCUUAUUUGCCACAAUAAUUUCAUUUAAAUAAAUAGCUAAAAUAAAAUAUUUCUCGUUAGAAGUAAUUUUUCUAACACAAACAACCAUUUAGUCAAAGUCAUUUAUUUCUACACCCAUACUCUCUCCGUCUAGUAAAUCAUAAACACCUACAUUCCGUAAACUAUAAAACCAUCGGUUCGAGUAGAACUAACAUAAUAUGGGAAAGUGUGAUGAUAGUAUAUGUUUGACGGCCGAUUGUUUUCUAGUGUCUGGGUGUUUAUUUGUAUAUAAUAAGUGUUUAUGUAUAUUAUUCAUAAGAAUAUGGAUCUGUCGUCUUAGUACCUAUAACACAAGCUACGCUUACUAUUGGGGCUAGAUGGCGUUGUGUGUAUUGUCGUGGUAUAUUUUAUUUAUUUAUUUUUAAGAGAAGAAAGCGACAGAAGCGUCCUAUGGCUGGAUUAUAUAUACAGUACGCUAACCUACGGGCCACGCCACGUAUAAAAUAUAUUAUGUGAUUUUUACAAUACCUUAACUUCACGUUGGGCACAGGUAAAGUGUUUCAGCCAUAAAAAAUUAAAAAAUUUGACUCGACAUGGGUGGCGUGUUAUAGUGCUUCAUCAUUGCCUGUCCUUUUCUUGUGUCUGUUUUAUUUUUUGUACAGAACAGACAUUAGAACAGACUUAUGUAGGUAGUAGGUACUACAAAAUUUUGUAAUGUUAAAAGAUAGUUUCGUACAGGAAAGUAUUAUAAAUAGGGAUUAAGAUUUAAAAUGCCAGAUCGAUGAAGAUGUUCUUUAGUUCUUAGGGUAUUAUAUGUAUUCAAGCUACAAAUAGUGAAUACUGAAUAUACAAAAUAGUGGAAUUUAGCAAUAAUUUCGUAUACGCUAUAUUUAUAAAACUCAAUUAAAUUCCUAAUCUUAAUAUUGUAGAUAUUUUCGAUCUCGAGAGCACGAACAUUAAAGCUGAUUGCACAUCUAACUGCGUGCCGAUCCCUUUCAGUAUUCAUAAUUCAAAUCCGGUGCGUAAGGGAGUGUUCAUAAAAUACGUGAGAUGAUAGGAUAUCCCAUCAAAUAUCUCGGCAAAUAUCAUGCAAUUUUUCUGUUACAUUUCUAUAACAGUUAUAAUGAAACUCUCAGUAUUAUUGAUAACUAGUCGUAAAUGAAAAUACGAAGCAAUUUUUUUACAAUAACAAUCCAACGCGUUUACGUUAGAAAUAUGGACGCCCCCUUACGCACCGGAUUUGAAUUAUGAAUACUGAAAUACUCUAGUGAUAAAUGUGUCAUCAACUUAAUUAUUUAUUUUUAUAGAAUAGAUAGCAAUUGAAUUGCUCAUUAACAUGCCAAAGAUAAAAUAUUUAAAGCU
Messenger RNA from Pararge aegeria (speckled wood butterfly), 4350 nucleotides. Its product is annotated as CDK5 and ABL1 enzyme substrate 2. Gene Ontology annotation, biological process: regulation of cell cycle. The coding region runs from base 122 to 1696 and encodes 524 amino acids. The record is from RefSeq and is a predicted model, not a curated record. Lineage: Eukaryota; Metazoa; Arthropoda; Insecta; Lepidoptera; Nymphalidae. The transcript has 9 exons.